Messenger RNA from Marmota flaviventris (yellow-bellied marmot), 3255 nucleotides. The record is from RefSeq and is a predicted model, not a curated record. NCBI's taxonomy places the organism in Eukaryota, Metazoa, Chordata, Mammalia, Rodentia, Sciuridae.
GGAGACCAAGGACGCGACUUCUCCUCAGGAGAGGGCGGAGCUUUGGAGUGAGAUCCAGGAGGUCAAACCCCCAAAAGAAAACUAGGAGCCUAUAUAAGGAUCAGGACCAAGGGAAGGGAAUCCUGUAAAAUGGGAGAUAGUUCCACAGACACAGAAAAAGAAGAGGAAGAGGAAGAGGAAGAGGAGGAUGAAAAAGUUCAAAAAGACCUCACCUAUGCCAUAGUGCCCACAAUUAACAUUCAAGAUGAGCGGUUCGUGGAUUUGUCUGAAACUCCAGCUUUCAUUUGUCUGAAUGAGUUACAUGCCAUGGGAAAAAUUCCUGGAACCAGAAUGGCAGAAUUAAAAGCCAAGUACACCUUGCUGCAUGACACCGUGAUGAGCACCCAAGAGUCAGAGGUCCAGCUGCUACAGAAUGCCAAAAAUUUUACUGAGCAAAUACAACAGCAGCAGUUUCACCUGCAGCAAGCUGAUAGUUUCCCAGACGCAUUCUCCACUGAGGUCUCCAAGAUGAGAGAACAGCUGCUCAAGUAUCAAAAUGAAUAUAACGCAGUGAAGGAAAGAGAGUACCAUAAUCAGUACAGACUAAACAGUUUAAGAGAAGAAAAGGACCUCAUGUUAAAGGAAUUUGAGAAGAUACCUAAGCCAGGAGAAAUGGAGAAGAAGAUGAGAAUACUCAGAGACAGCACUGAAGAAUUACGUAAAGAAAUAAUGCAGAAAAAAUUAGAAAUUAAAAAUUUGCGGGAAGAUUUGACAUUUAAGCAAAAGCAAUUAGUAAAGGAACAGAAGGAACUAGAAGAAUUGCUGGAACACCAGGUUGUCCUAAAGGAUGAAGUGGUCUACCAUCAAACUGUUCCUGUACAGAUUGUAAAAGAGAUUGAAAAAAUGGCACGCAGAAAAGUAGAAAUGGAAAAGAUAAAUAUUAUCUUGGAACUUGAAGUCAGAGAGCUAAACGACUCCCUAAAGAAAAUUGAAAACAAAAUUAGUGCUGUAGUAGAAGAGAAGGAGGAUGUAAUGAAGGAAGUUGAAGGCAAAAGAACCUUGCUUGAAGUCAAAGAACGAGAAUAUAACCAACUAGUCAAGCUAUUGGAAUUAGCCAGAGAGAAUGAAGCCACUUCGCUAAGUGAAAAAGGGAUCUUAGAUCUCAAUAUACGAAACAAUGUCAUCGACAAGCAGAACUACCAUGAUGAGUUUUCUCACAAGCAAAGAGAGAAGGAGCGAGAUAUUCGAAAUUUAAAAAAGAUGGAGAUGCUCUUGAAAGUGUCCUCAGAUUCACUUACUCAAACUCAAGCCAUGUAUAAAAGGCUUCAAUUAGAGAUUGAAGCAAUCCCUAAAGAUGAUUCUGUAUUACCUGAGAGAAGGAAAGAACUCCACAGGGAAGUUGAAGUAGCUAAGAGGAAUUUGGUCCAACAGAAAGUUCUAUCAGAAGCUGAGUUAAAGUUGGUAGAAAAGCAAGUUAUAGAAGAAAACAAGCUUUUAAAGGAGCAAGAACACUUCCGAGAACUGCUGUUCCACCUUAUCCGUAUGACACAAAUCAAAAUUGAUGAAAAGGACCAAAAGUCCAAGGAUUUCCUGAAAGCUCAGCAAAAAUAUAACAACAUUGUUAAAGAAAUCAAAGCAAAGGAUCUUGAAAUCAGAAUAUACAGGAAGAAAAAACGUGAAAUUUAUCGAAGGCUCAGAGAGUUUGCAAAGUUGUAUGACACAAUUCGAAAUGAAAGAAACAAGUUUGUUAACCUACUUCAUAAAGCUCACCAGAAAGUAAAUGAAAUAAAAGAAAGGCAUAAAAUGUCAUUAAAUGAACUGGAAAUUUUAAGAAAUAGUGCCAUUACUCAGGACAGAAAGCUACAAAAUUCUGUGUUGAAACAUGCCAACAACGUUACUAUCAGAGAGAGCAUGCAAAACGAUGUGUGCAAAAUCUUAUCAAAACUUCAAGAAAUGAAAGAGAAGAAGGAAACCCAGCUAACCAGCAUGGACAGACUUGCCAAUACGAUCACAACGAUAGAAGAGGAGAUGGUGCGACUCCGCAAAAAGUAUGAGAAGGCUGUGCAGAGGCGAAAUGAAAGUGGUGUUCAGCUGAUUGAGCGAGAAGAAGAAGUGUGCAUUUUUUAUGAAAAAAUAAAUAUCCAAGAGAAGUUGAAACUAAAUGGGGAAACUGAAAUACAUGUCCUGGAAGAAAAAAUCCGAUUCCUAAAACUGAAGAUAGCCGAGAAGCAAAGACAGAUUAGCGUGACAAAGAAGUUACUGCCAGUCAAGAGUGCCUUGGAUGCAGAUCUUGCGGUGCUCCAGAUUCAGUUUGCACAGUGUACAGACAGAAUAAGAGACCUGGAGAAACAGUUUAUAAAUCCUGGGGAUAAAAACAGAAUCCGUCUCCUUCGAGGGAAGGACCUCACAGAAGCAGAAAUUAUCAAAAAAUUAGAUGAGCUGGAACUACAGUUGGCCAAGAAGGAGGAGAAGUUACUAGAGAAGGAUUUCAUCUUCGAACAGGUCUCCCGACUUACAGACAGGCUCUGCAGCAAAACUGAGGCCUGCAAACAGGACACGCUGCUCUUAGCCAAGAAGAUGAAUGGCUAUCAGAAAAGGAUCAAAGAUGUUACUGAAAAAAUGAUGGCUCUUGUUGCUGAGCUGUCCAUGAAACAAGCCCUGACCAUUGAACUCCAGAAGGAAGUCAAAGAGAAAGAAGAAUUCAUCUUUUAUUGCAAUUCUAGGUUAGAAAAAGGUCUGCCACUCAAUAAAGACAUUGAGAGAGAAUGGAUGAAAGUACUUCGAGAUGAACAAAUGUAUGAAAUGGCCCUCGCUGAAAAGUUUCGGGAGUUGCGAGAAAGAGAUAAUCAACUGCUGCCCAAUAGUGUUUACACAUCAGCGGAGCAGCGUCCAAAUGCCUACAUUCCGGAAGCAGACGCCACUCUUCCUGUGCCAAAGCCAUAUGGUGCUCUGGCUCCUUUUAAGCCCAGUGAACCUGGAGCCAAUAUGAGGCAUAUAAGGAAACCUGUUAUAAAGCCAAUUGAAAUUUGAAUGUGUAGACCAAUCCAGGAUUCCUCAUUUCUACAGCCAGAGCACGUGAGCAUCAUCAUUCUCACACUGCAGAUCAAUGAAGCUCAACCAGCAACAGUACAACUUGGUUCUUUUUACACUAACCAACUUCUGUGUUUCACAUGAUGUUGAGAAAGACACAGAAUUGCCCCACACUUCAAAGCAAAUAUUUUAAUUACUCGUGUAUUUUUCAUUCUUCAUAGUUUCAGAAAUAUGUAGUAGGCAAGU